Molecule: messenger RNA, 1607 nt
Organism: Pseudoliparis swirei
Lineage: Eukaryota; Metazoa; Chordata; Actinopteri; Perciformes; Liparidae
Gene: sgtb
Product: small glutamine rich tetratricopeptide repeat co-chaperone beta
Exons: 12
Coding region: 20-943 (307 amino acids)
Biological process (GO): post-translational protein targeting to endoplasmic reticulum membrane
Cellular component (GO): membrane; TRC complex
Molecular function (GO): protein binding; molecular adaptor activity
Source: RefSeq, a predicted model, not a curated record
AAGAGCUCAGCAGGUAAACAUGGCCGUGGAGAGGCGUCUGGCGUUCUCUAUCGUGCAGUUCCUUCGAGAUCAGACGCACCGCGGCGCUCUGAACUCUGACGAGCAGGAGAGCCUCGAAGUGGCGAUCCAGUGUCUGGAGACGACCUUCAGGAUCAGCUCCAGUGAACGCCACCUCGCCGUCACGCGGCCGCUCGCCGCCAUCUUCACCAGCUCGCUGCUGACGAAUGACAACCUCAGCGCUCCAGAGAGUUCUCCGUCUCCGGAGGACAUGGAACGAGCAGAACAGCUGAAGAACGAAGGGAACAAUCACAUGAAGGAGGAGAACUACAGGUGUGCAGUGGAGUGUUACACGGCGGCCAUUGAUCUGGACCUGAGGAACGCUGUGUACUACUGCAACAGAGCUGCCGCUCACAGUAAGCUGGGCAGCUACCGCGACGCCACGGCCGACUGCGAGCGCGCCAUCGGCAUCGACCCGGCCUACAGCAAGGCCUACGGCCGCAUGGGCUUGGCGUUGACGGCCAUGACCAAGUACCCAGAGGCAAUCACCCACUUCAAGAAAGCUCUGGUGCUGGACCCCGACAACGACACCUACAAGGCCAACCUGAAGGUCGUGGAGCAGAAGCAGAAGGAAGCCUCCAGCCCCAGAGAACAUAUAGCGGCUGGAUUGGGAUUCGACAUGGCGAGUUUAAUCAACAACCCCGCCUUCAUCAGCAUGGCUGCCAGCGUGAUGCAGAACCAACAAGUGCAGCAGCUCAUGUCGGGGAUGAUGUCCAAUGCAGUCGGGGGUCCGGCAGCAGGAGUGGGCGGGCUGUCGGACAUCUCCAGCUUAAUAGAAGCCGGCCAGCAGUUCGCUCAGCAGAUCCAGCAGCAGAACCCGGAGCUCAUCGAGCAGCUGAGGAACCACAUCAGGAGCCGCUCCUUCAGCGCAGAGGAGGACGCCUGAUGCACUCAGUUUCUCAUUUAUUUAUUGUUUUCCCAAGGAAGGGAAACAACCAUCGUUUACAAUCUCUACUCACAUUUCUUGAAUCGCGUCGCUGGAAUGAAGAGACGAGGACGAGGCACGUUACCGUGGCGACGGAGAGACGAAGCAUCCCACAACUCGUGUAUAUAUAUAUGACAUAGAAACAUCGUAAUAAACACCUCGUCGUAGAAAGAGAACUCACGCAGCCCUCUGGGGGGGGCGUAUCCGGUCUUCAGUGCUCUUCACAGUCUGCAGGUCGUGUUUUAUGACCACGGCUCUCGGCCAGGGGGAGAACUCCUCCAGCAUCUCGUCCUGCGUCUCCCACGGCAACCGGACACAUUCACAUCGCCUCGUGGAAUAUGAGUUGUAUAGACCGGUCAACUCCCAUCGCUGCUUUUCACGAGUACUAUUUCACUGUUUGGAUGAGGACAGCCGUUUGCAGCCUGCAUUGUGUCCUAGAAAUAUAUAUAAAUAUCUCCCUUUUAAGCAUAUUUAAUUGUUCAUUAACGAGCGAUGAAGUACACAGGUUGUUCGUUUUGCAUGCUCUUAAAUCUGGUAUUUGAGAUGUAGAUGCGUUAUGGAGGUAGGUGAGGUUAUUAUACUGAGGCAGCCAGAUGUUUAGUCUGAAAACGUGAAUAAAUGUCUU